AUGGCCGCCCACCUACCCCCAACAGCCGGUGCGGGGGCCUCCCCUCCACAGAGCGUCGAGUCUAUCACUCGUUUGGCGCAGGAUUAUGAAUACAACCCUUCCGUUCCUCUACGGUACUGGCUGCGCACGGCCUCAACACUCAUCCGAGAGGCCCGUAUCUACGAACAAGAACAACACGAAGAACAAGCCUACCUACUUCUGUUCCGACAUGCUCAGCUCGUGCUGGUCAACCUAGCUGAACAUCCGGAGGCCAAAGAUGAGAAAAAUCGCAAAGCUUUGGUGGAGGCUGAGAAGGAGGUGAAACGAAACCUGAAGGUCCUUGAGACUCUCAAGCCCCGCAUCACCAAGCGCUACGAACGCUACACCCAGUUGAUGCGCGAAAGACAACAACGCGCCUCCGCCACAGCCAAUUCUACACCUCUGGGAAUUCACCGGCAACAGCCUCAAGAUCCUGCGCUAGCCGGAGUCGCAAAACCGUUGGAGGCUGGGGAGAAUCGCGACCUGGCCGUGAAGCUGGCUCGUACGGAGAUCAGUCGCAGAGCUACGGUUCGCAAGGCAAUUCGUCAAGCUGGUAUCUCUCCAGAAGAGGAGCAAACUCGCCGUGCAGCAGGGGUCUGGGGCGACUGGGAGCAUGCUCUGCGGAAGGAUGCCGAUGAUGAUUUGAGCCAGCGCAUUCACAAUGUGCGACUAAGGAUGGAUGGUGGUCUGCAGGCGGACCUUCGUGCACCGAAUAACAUAAAACACACACCUGCAUCCCAUCCGGCCGCGCCUGGCAGCAGCACAACCUACAAGUACCCAAGUGUUCCUCGUCAGAGGCCUCUAGAUACUGUUUCAACAUCAGCUCAAAACGAGCUGCAUGGACUCUUUACGCCCGCUCCGGUAGUUCCUGCACUGCCGCCUAAAGAACUGCCGCAAGACACUCAGCUUGAAAGACCACCUCAACCGCCUCGUCCAGACAAGCUCUCCCUGCUAUCCACGCCAGCUCUAUUGCCAACAGUUCCUGCAAAGGUACGACCAACCCCUGACAGCGAAACACGCACGGACCUAGAUCCUUCCAGCUUUACGUUCAAGCCGUCCGCUUACCUGGAGAAUGGCACGCCACUACGGACUCUAUUCCUCCCGCCUGAGCUACGAACACACUUCCUCUCUUUGGCCGCACCCAAUACACAACGCAACCUAGAAACGUGUGGGAUACUAUGCGGCACAUUGAUCUCAAAUGCACUUUUCGUAUCGCGACUCCUGAUUCCGGAGCAGACUGCCACGUCAGAUACGUGCGAAACAGUAAACGAGACAGCCAUCUUCGAUUACUGUGAUUCGGAAGACCUGAUGGUGCUGGGCUGGAUUCACACGCACCCGACGCAGACAUGUUUUAUGAGCUCACGCGAUCUACACACUCACUGCGGAUAUCAGGUAAUGCUCCCGGAGAGCAUUGCCAUCGUAUGCGCACCGAGCAAGAUGCCAGACUGGGGUGUUUUUCGAUUGACGGACCCGCCUGGCUUGAAGACGGUGCUCAAUUGCACGCAGCCGGGCCUAUUUCAUCCACAUGGAGAAGCAAAUAUAUAUACCGAUGCUCUUCGCCCAGGGCAUGUAUUUGAGGCCAAGGGCCUGGAGUUUGAGACUGUCGAUCUCCGUCCCAAUGGGUCCAGCUUUUAG
Molecule: messenger RNA, 1653 nt
Organism: Aspergillus saccharolyticus JOP 1030-1
Lineage: Eukaryota; Fungi; Ascomycota; Eurotiomycetes; Eurotiales; Aspergillaceae
Product: putative endosome-associated ubiquitin isopeptidase (AmsH)
Exons: 2
Coding region: 1-1653 (550 amino acids)
Biological process (GO): protein K63-linked deubiquitination
Cellular component (GO): endosome; membrane
Molecular function (GO): metal-dependent deubiquitinase activity; K63-linked deubiquitinase activity; protein binding
Source: RefSeq, a predicted model, not a curated record